Symbiodinium necroappetens is the source of this 801-nucleotide messenger RNA. The record is from the annotation of a GenBank genome assembly. Lineage: Eukaryota; Dinophyceae; Suessiales; Symbiodiniaceae.
GCGAGUCUCAGUCGACACAUGAUGACCAAAACUCCGCUGAUGGAAUUCGAGGAAGUGUUCACGGAUGCCUUUCAGGGAGCCAACAAGAGGAGCAGCCCGGGCCCUCUCGAGGAGAGGCCAGCACAGCAGCCGAAGGGCAAAGGUCGGGGGAAGCACGACGAUCGAGGCCAUCAGAUGAGAAGCCGCUACAGAGGCUUCCAGUCUCUGGGGGCGAGGAGUUCGACCGAGGAUCAGGGGUUCGAGGGUUUCGGAUCCAACAUAGGCUACAUGACUCAGGAUUGGCAGCAGCCGUCGGCACCAUGGAGAUCGGGAUAUUCGAACCACCAGGUCCAGGAACUUCAGCAGCAGGUAGAUCAGAUGCCCCGACUUCUGCAUCGCCACGAGCUCGAGAUCAUGCAUCUACGUGUCGACUCAGGGACCUUGAAGGAUCGACUUGCAAAGAUGGACGAGUGGAGUCAGGAGCGAGAGCAGCUCAUUCCCGAGGAGCCACAAAGGAUGUUUCCACAUGCAGCCUUGAGCGGUCACCUGGACAGCAUUCUGGAGAUUCUCGAAGAGGACAAAGUGUUGCAUCAAUUCAAUGCCACACGCCGCUUCAACGAUCAGACGGACAGCACAGUCAUGUUUUUCAUUCGAGUGUCACUUCAGGGGCAGAAAGCUCAGCUGUUGUUCCAGCGUCUCCUGGCCCUAUGCGGUCUGGGAUGCCUUCAGAUGAUCGAUGCAACGUUGCGCAGGGAAAGGUUGGAACCCCAGCCGUUGGCAAAGCAGAUUCGCAACCUGAGCGAUCGUCGCAAUCGCUACUGA